This is a messenger RNA of Anopheles coustani, 3665 nucleotides long. Its product is annotated as cGMP-specific 3',5'-cyclic phosphodiesterase. Gene Ontology annotation, biological process: signal transduction. NCBI's taxonomy places the organism in Eukaryota, Metazoa, Arthropoda, Insecta, Diptera, Culicidae. Gene Ontology annotation, molecular function: 3',5'-cyclic-nucleotide phosphodiesterase activity; protein binding. The transcript has 13 exons. The record is from RefSeq and is a predicted model, not a curated record. Bases 1 to 3471 code for a protein of 1156 amino acids.
AUGGAGGAAUCCGGUUCACUCGGGGAGGAACCGAAGGAGCGGCCGCAGACGAACGGAACGCUAGCGGACCCGGAGCCGGCACCGAACGGCCUCGACGGUCAUCCAGCGGCGGGGGCCGUUGCGACGGUGGUGAUGGUGAGCAGCAACGGGGAGGAGCGGUCGGAUACGAAUGGGCCAGUCGGGGAGAGCGCUAACUGCGCUCUAAUGAGGACCAAUUCCCGCCCGUCGACGGACGAUGGUAACCUGCUGUCACCGAACACGUCCCGCUCGAGCAUGUCCCAGUCGCAGUCCCCGACGCACCUUCAUCUCUCGCCCUCGCACCGCUCGCAGCGGGCCGACUCGACGGCCUGCUCGCAGGAGGAGCUGGACGAGAUCGGUGCGUUCUUCGAGGAGCACUCGGGCGCCAUCGAGCGCUGGUUCCGCGAGCGCGCCCCGACCGACGUCAUCAGCAAGCUGCAGUCAAUUACGACCGACGCCUCGAAGUCGCCGAGGUCGCCGCACCGGGCGUCGGUCACCUCGGACCUGUUCCAGCAGUGGCUGGCGUCGUCUCCAGUGAAGAAAUGCCGUUCGCCGACCUCCCGGAGUUCGAUCUCCAACCGAAGCCACCUGGCCGAUCUGGACGAGGGCGAGCUGUUCAUGGAGCUGAUACGGGACGUCGCCAACGAGCUCGACAUCGACGUGCUGUGCCACAAGAUCCUGGUCAACGUUGGGCUGCUCACGCACGCCGACCGCGGCUCGCUGUUUCUCGUCAACGGACCACCGUCCGGGAAGUAUCUGGUGGCCAAGCUGUUCGACGUGACGCAGAACACCCCCCUCGAUGAGGCCGUCCGUCGCGCAAAGCAGGAUGAAAUUGUGAUCCCGUUCGGCGUGGGCAUUGCCGGGACGGUCGCGCAAACGAACGAAACCAUCAACAUCAAGGAGGCGUACAAGGAUCCGCGGUUCAACAGCGAAAUCGACCAGAAGACCGGCUACAAAACGAACAUCAUCCUGUCCAUGCCGAUCUGCAACUACGAGGGGCAGGUCAUUGGGGUGGCCCAGAUCAUCAACAAAACCAACGGUUCGCCCGAGUUUACCGAGCGUGACGUGGAGAUUUUCCGCCGCUACCUGACGUUCUGCGGCAUCGGCAUCCAGAACGCGCAGCUGUUCGAAAUGUCCGUCCAGGAGUACCGACGCAACCAGAUCCUGCUUAAUCUCGCACGCAACAUCUUCUCCGAGCAGAACAACCUGGAGUGCCUGGUGACGAAGAUUAUGACCGAGGCCCGCGAGCUGCUGAAGUGCGAACGGUGCGCCGUUUUUCUACUCGAUCUCGACUGUGGCGAAGCGAAUCAUCUCGAGCGGAUAUUGGAGCGGCCGGAGAGAACUCAUCAAACCCUAUCCCGCCGGACGAGCCAUAACGUCGACGUGGAUGAUGUACUCCAGCAGCAGAGCUCGAUCUCGACGCGGUUCACGAUGAUUUUCGAACUCGGCAGCAGCAACCAGUCGUCGGCGAACAUCUGGCGGCCGUCGGUGAGCGACCUGAACAGCUCGAUGUUGGCCCAGAUCGCCGAGUACGUGGCCGCGACGGGCGAAACGCUCAACAUCAGCGACGUCGGCGAGUGGCUGAAGGACAAACCCAUCUGUCAUCGGCAGCCGGCCCAGCCGGGACCGCCCGCGGACGGCACCGUCGCCACGACGGCCUCCUUCGACGAAACGCACAGCGUCAAGUCGAUUCUCUGCAUGCCGAUCAUCAACGGUCAGAAGACGGUCAUCGGUGUCGCUCAAUUAAUUAAUAAGCAAAACGAUCUACAAUUUACCAACUGUGAUAUCUCCAUCUUCGAGGCGUUCGCCAUCUUCUGCGGGCUCGGCAUCCACAACACGCAGAUGUACGAGAGUGCCUGCAAGCUGAUGGCGAAGCAGAAGGUCGCGCUCGAGUGUCUGUCGUACCACGCGACCGCUAGUCAGGACCAGACGCUCAAGCUGGUCAACGAUACCAUCCAGACGGCCGAGGAGUACAAGCUGUAUAGUUUUAAGUUCAUCGAUUUCGACCUCGACGACGAUGACACAUGCCGGGCGGCGGUGCGGAUGUUCCUGCAGUGCAACCUGGUUCAACAGUUUCACAUUCCAUACGACGUCCUGUGCCGCUGGAUACUGAGCGUCCGGAAAAACUACCGUCCGGUCAAGUACCACAACUGGCGCCACGCGCUGAACGUUGCCCAGACCAUGUUCGCCAUGAUGAAGACCGGCAAGAUGGAGCGCUUCAUGACGGACCUGGAGAUACUCGGCCUGCUCGUCGCCUGCCUCUGCCACGACCUGGACCAUCGGGGCACGAACAACGCGUUCCAGUCGAAAACCGACAGCCCGCUGGCCAUCCUCUACACGACCAGCACGAUGGAGCACCAUCACUUCGACCAGUGCGUCAUGAUUCUGAACUCCGAGGGCAACAACAUCUUUCAGGCACUUUCCCCGGAGGAUUUCCGCAAGGUGAUGAAGGUGGUCGAGACGGCGAUCCUAUCGACGGAUUUGGCGAUGUACUUCAAGAAGCGCAACCAGUUCCUGGAGCUGAUCGAGAACGGCGAGUUCGACUGGCAGAGUGAAGAGAAGAAGGAAGUCCUGUGUGGCAUGAUGAUGACGGCAUGCGAUGUGAGCGCCAUUGCGAAACCGUGGGAGGUACAGCACCGGGUGGCCAAAUUAGUGGCGGACGAGUUUUUCGAUCAGGGCGAUUUGGAGAAACUGCAGCUCAAUCAGCAACCCGUCGCGAUGAUGGAUCGCGAGCGCAAAGACGAACUGCCGAAGAUGCAGGUCGGGUUCAUUGACGUCAUCUGCAUGCCGCUGUACAAGGUGCUGACGGAGGCGUUCCCCUGGAUUAGUCCGCUGUACGAGGGCACGCUGGACAACCGGCAGCACUGGCAGGACCUGGCCGAGAAGGUGGAGAUGGGGCUGACCUGGAUCGACCACGACACGAUCGACAAGCCGGUGGAGGAGUUUGCCGCUGGUAAGGAACCGUUGGCCGACAUUGAAUUCACCGUAACCACGCUCAACUGUGCGCUCCAUCCGGACGAGCGGACCGAAACGACCCCGGUACACGAGCGUAAGCCCCGUUUCAGCAGCCUCCGGAAGACGGGCGCCCUCGGGAAGGCCGUCCGAAACAAGCUGUCGAAGUCGGUGCACCACAACACCAACGCCGGGGAAGGUCGGCCACCGUCCAUUGCGUCCCAGUCCAGCGGUGGUGGCAAGGGCACGGCCGAAGACGGGGUCACCGGGGCCGGAAACGAGUCCUCACUCGCCGGAGAUUGUGGCGACCCGGCAACGGAAGUGCAUCAACAUCAUCCGUCGCAGUCGGUUCCGGCGACUCCGGCUAGUGGACUUCCGCCCUCGCAGCUGACAUCGGUCGGUGACGGGUCGGUUACGCCCGGCACUCAGCCACCGUCGCAGCCCCCGAAGCAUCCCACCAAACCGGUCAAAAAGCGCUCGAAGCUGUGCAUGCUGUUGUGACCCAAGUUUUACGCCGACUCCUCGGACGAUGGCGCCGGACCGGGUGCCACGGACACCGCCUGAACCACCCACCGGAAGCCACGCGUGUGUGUUGACAUUUGCCGUUUAGCAGUUUUUCGUGUUAUAGCGAAAACAAAAACUUGCCCGAUCCUAGGAUGAAUGGCACCUCCCACGAGGGGCGGUCAAGAUGGGCG